AUCCAUUUUGUGUCGUACUUACCAGCAGCUGCAGGAAGAUGUCUCUCGUUCCUCCUGAUAACUUUCAACACAUUCUCCGUCUACUCAACACCAAUGUAGACGGCAAGCAAAAGGUCAUGUACGCCAUGACCCAAAUUAAGGGUGUCGGUCGUCGUUACGCCAACAUCGUCUGCAAGAAGGCUGAUGUAGACAUGUCUAAGCGUGCUGGUGAGCUCACCACUGAAGAGUUGGAGCGUCUUGUUACCAUUGUUCAAAACCCUACUCAAUUCAAGAUCCCCACCUGGUUCCUUAACCGUCAAAAGGAUAUCAACGAUGGCAAGUCUCACCAAUUGCUUUCCAACAACGUUGAAGGUAAGCUCCGUGAGGACCUUGAACGUCUCAAGAAGAUCCAAGCUCACCGUGGUCUUCGUCACGCUCUCGACCUUCGUGUCCGUGGUCAACACACCAAGACCACUGGCCGUCGUGGUAAGACCGUUGGUGUCUCCAAGAAGAAGUAAGCUAUGAUAGCUUUCUACUUUCGUAUGAAACCAAUGGAAUUCAAUUUUUGCUUAUUAUGUUGUUCCAGUCCAUUUAUUCUAGAUUCCAUAUUGCUUUAUUGUCUAUGUAGUUUUCCAUCUUUA
Molecule: messenger RNA, 620 nt
Organism: Schizosaccharomyces octosporus yFS286
Lineage: Eukaryota; Fungi; Ascomycota; Schizosaccharomycetes; Schizosaccharomycetales; Schizosaccharomycetaceae
Product: 40S ribosomal protein S18
Exons: 2
Coding region: 39-497 (152 amino acids)
Biological process (GO): translation
Cellular component (GO): small ribosomal subunit; ribosome; cytosol
Molecular function (GO): RNA binding; structural constituent of ribosome
Source: RefSeq, a predicted model, not a curated record